GACAUUAAGAUAAUUCGAAUAAAGUUCUUAAUUUUAUCAUUUUUUUCUUUGUUGAUCUGUAAAAGUGUCGAUUUUUUGAAAAAGCAAUUUAGACACAAAUCGUAAUUCAAAAUGAAAUUAUUUGUUUUAACGCUGCUAGUUGCUGGCUCAAUUGCCACGCACGGAGACGCUCGUGAAUUCGGUAGAGAACAAAGACAUAGGCUUAGACGAUCAACUGACAGUGGAGAAUCAUCGACAUUGUCACUGAGUACACCAUCACCGGCAACAACUACUGCAUCAUCCACCCAAGAUCCUUUAGCUGGAUGCGAAUCAUGUCUCAACUCUAAAUUGACUGUAGGAAACACAUUUGCAGGCCAUUGCUUUCCAAAUCCAGCACAAGGCGAAUGCCAUUGUCUAUGUGCUGACGUAUUUUGCAAAGAUGGAGAAACCAUAGAUAGAACCACUUGCGUUAAUGGUGGAUCGAUAAGCGACUGUAAAUGCACUGGUACAUCUGUUUUUGUUACAACAUCUACAGCGACACCAACGGAUGUUUAAUAGA
Messenger RNA from Bradysia coprophila, 538 nucleotides. RefSeq lists its product as uncharacterized. NCBI's taxonomy places the organism in Eukaryota, Metazoa, Arthropoda, Insecta, Diptera, Sciaridae. The record is from RefSeq and is a predicted model, not a curated record.